Echinostoma caproni is the source of this 450-nucleotide messenger RNA. The record is from the annotation of a GenBank genome assembly. Lineage: Eukaryota; Metazoa; Platyhelminthes; Trematoda; Plagiorchiida; Echinostomatidae.
AUGCAGAAUAGUACCCGUUUCCCAAAUCGACCUCGACGUGGAUCCAAAGUGUCCGAGAUCCUCGACAGAUUCACCCGCAUUGGGACCACAGAACGGACCGAUGCUGUACAACCCACCUCGACCGACACGCGCCCGAACGGUGCGGCUGAGGAUAGAACAGUAACAAGCAGCCCAUCGGAGCUAAAUCCCCAACAGUUGGGAAGCAACCGAAAUUUCAAAUCGUAUUCUAUCAAUGAAGAAGACGGAGACCCGGAGGACGGCUGUCUGUUCAGUAGUCGCGAAGGUCAUCGACGAUCGUUUGGCCAGGCUUGGUCCUGGUUCAAGGAACGAAGACGACUAACGUCGAUCGGGCUGAAUGCCUCGUUGACAUUCCUAAGCAUUCCUGCUGCUGGCAUUUUGUUGGACAUACUGGAGUCAAAACGUGAGCCAAUUUUGAAUAUCGCUGACUAG